AAUUCAAUGCUAAAAGCACGAAUUGAAACAUCCGUAUCUUUAUUUCACCUUCAACCUUGAGAAAUGGCUCGUACCAAGCAAACUGCUCGAAAGUCUACUGGAGGAAAAGCUCCACGCAAACAGCUUGCCACCAAAGCUGCAAGAAAGAGCGCUCCUGCUACAGGAGGCGUUAAGAAGCCUCAUCGUUACCGACCUGGUACAGUAGCUCUGCGAGAAAUCCGUCGAUACCAGAAGUCGACUGAACUGCUGAUCCGCAAGUUGCCUUUCCAACGUCUUGUUCGUGAAAUCGCCCAAGAUUUCAAGACCGAUCUUCGAUUCCAGAGCAGUGCAGUGAUGGCGCUACAAGAAGCGAGCGAAGCUUACUUGGUCGGUCUUUUUGAAGACACGAAUCUUUGCGCCAUCCACGCAAAGCGAGUCACCAUCAUGCCCAAGGAUAUUCAACUUGCACGGCGCAUUCGUGGAGAGCGAGCUUAAACUGACCUUCGACCAGCAACCCAAAACGGCUCUUUUCAGAGCCACCUAUUUAUACAAAGAGAUGAAGUACCUACUAAAAAAUAAACCUAAAAUACGCGUCGCUACUUAAUUUAUUUUUUUUACUAUAGUUAAUAUAAACAUGUAAGUAAACCGACUCCUAUUUUUACCACAUACAUCAACAUAGUUUUUCUAUAUCAAAGAAAUCAUCCACAUAUACCACACAUGCAUAAAGUUAGGUUUUAUCAAAUAAACCAUGUUCUGGCUUGCUUUUA
Molecule: messenger RNA, 746 nt
Organism: Ciona intestinalis (vase tunicate)
Lineage: Eukaryota; Metazoa; Chordata; Ascidiacea; Phlebobranchia; Cionidae
Product: histone H3
Cellular component (GO): nucleosome
Molecular function (GO): structural constituent of chromatin; protein heterodimerization activity; DNA binding
Source: RefSeq, a predicted model, not a curated record